This is a messenger RNA of Australozyma saopauloensis, 672 nucleotides long. RefSeq lists its product as uncharacterized. Lineage: Eukaryota; Fungi; Ascomycota; Pichiomycetes; Serinales; Metschnikowiaceae. The record is from RefSeq and is a predicted model, not a curated record. Bases 1 to 672 code for a protein of 223 amino acids. The transcript has a single exon.
AUGGAGGCUACUAGCAAUGGCAGCGAUGCACCAAAGUCGCCGGUGCAUUCUUUAUCCUCCAUACUGUCGUCUGAGUCCACAAAAAAGCUCAUUCACAGUUUGUCUAUGGCAAAUGUGGUUAGUGACAAAGCCCCCAUCGAAGCUGUCACUCAAGCACCAACUACAACAAGUACUGCUACUACUACUACUGUAACACCUGUCCUAGCGAAUCCGAAUUCCCCCGGUCUAGUGCUUCCCAAAGUAGUGGAAAGCAAAAAGCCGAUUAAAUUUACCGUUCGCAAGGUUUCACGCGAUGAAAAUGUCACAAUUCCGGGCAGAGCUUCUCCUCAAACACGUCUGUAUGCCUAUGGGAAUAUUCCCGAGAACCGGAAACAGGCCACCGAACGCAAAAAUGACUCCAUCCUACAACAGAAUCAAGAAAAGUAUGAUCUGUACGUGAAGAGACUUGACAAGAUUGAUAAAGAAAUUGAGUUUUUACUUAAUUUGCUCCCACCCUACAAUGUUGAGAUUGACUAUGCUACCAGAAACAAGAUUACUCGAGCAGUUGAGAAACUAAGAAUGAAAAGAGACGAGGUUGAAAAGAAGAAGUAUAGUUUAGGAAUGUCUAUUAGUCGUAUGUGGAGAGAAUUCGACGAGAAUGAAACUUGGGUCCGGAGUGUCAGCAACCACUAG